Thyridium curvatum is the source of this 420-nucleotide messenger RNA. RefSeq lists its product as uncharacterized. The transcript is spliced from 2 exons. NCBI's taxonomy places the organism in Eukaryota, Fungi, Ascomycota, Sordariomycetes, Thyridiales, Thyridiaceae. The record is from RefSeq and is a predicted model, not a curated record. The coding region runs from base 1 to 420 and encodes 139 amino acids.
AUGGUGCCACCAGCUGAUUCAACACGAGGCACAAAGGCCCACUUCGUGUGCCAACCUCAUCUCCGUCCAUCUCCGUCUUCACCUCCAUCAAAUCCCCCAUCAAUUCAAAUCAUACCACCGCCGCGACCGCCCCGUCGAACCAUGCCCAACACAGCCGACGAGUCCACGCCUCUGAUCUCCGGCACAAGCUCCCCGAGAAUGUCUUCCUCCUCUUCCGCAAACACCUGGCUCAAGGUCGGCGCCGUCUACGGCGCGCUGGCCGUCGGCCUCGGCGCCUUCGGCGCCCACGGCCUCAAGAAGCACAUCUCGGAGCCGCAGCGCCUGGCCAACUGGCAGACGGCCGCGCAGUACCACGUACGUGUAUUUCCUUCCCAGUUUCUUCUCCUCUGGGCCUCAAAAGCCGUCGCUUUCUCUGCGUGA